AUGGGCGGUCCGGACGGGCUAGGGCUCGGCGCGGAGGUCAACGGGGGCGCGGAGUCCGUCGCGGAUCUCCUCGCGCUUCCCCCCGACGCCGUUCCGCGUAGCGACCUUUUCUUCCGCCUAGCGCGCGCGCAUUUCCGCGCGGCUGUAUCCGCCUCCGCGGGUGGGCCCGCCAACCCCGCGGACCCCGCAAGCUCCCCCGCGGGCGGCGCAAAUGACGCCGCGGGAGGCGGGGAUGUUAACGACAACAGUAGCGACGAGGCGCUCGCUUUAGACGUCGUCCGAAACGCGAUUCAGCCUUCCGAGCGGCCCGACCACGUUCCGUCUCUUAUUCUCGCGUCCGUGAUUUGCGCGCGGCGUGACACGUGGAGCGACGAGGGCGUGCGCUACGGCGAGCGCGCCGUAGCGCUCGCUGCCAGCAGCGGCCCGCAGCGCGCCAAGGCGCUCCACGCGCUGGGAGUUAAUCUCCUGCUACACUCGCGCAGCCUCGAUAUUUCCGCGGCUCGGCGUGAGCUGAGUCUAAAGCGCGCCGUCGAGUCGCUAACCCAGGCGUCAGAAGAAGAUGCCACGUCAGCAGCUAUAAUGGUGGAUCUCGCGCUCGCGUUGGCCGAGCAGCGCCACGUCAGCGAGGCACUGAAGGUUGCGAAGCGUGCGCUGAAAGCCGGCGGCGGACAGUGGCUGCUGACGUGGCAGCUGCUUGCGCUGCUGCUGACGUGUCAACAGCGAUUCAAGGACGCGGAAGACAUGUGCCGCGUGGGGGAAGCCGCCAUGAAGAAAGCGGGGGGCGCAGGGGGAGGGGGAGCGGAUGGGGGGGAGAAAGGGGAGGGCGCAAGGGCGGCGCUGCUGGUGCUGCACGCCAAGAUGCACUUAGCGAGUGGGGAGCUCGGGGGAGAGGGGGGGGAAGGGGAAGGCGGAGGCGGGGCGGAUGGGAGCGGCGGUGUGAGUGCAGGCGUUGGAGAGGCUGUGGAGAGCUUGAAGGCAGCCCUGGCUGCUGUACAGUCCCGGCAGAAGCGAGGCGACAUGGUGAGAACAGGGUGGGAGGAAGGCGAGGGAGGGAGGGAGGGAGGGAGGGAGGGAGGGAGGGAGGGAGGGAGGGAGGGAGGGAGGGAGGGAGGGAGGGAGGGAGGGAGGGAGGGAGGGAGGGAGGGAGGGAGGGAGGGAGGGAGGGAGGGAGGGAGGGAGGGAGGGAGGGAGGGAGGGAGGGAGGGAGGGAGGGAGGGAGGGAGGGAGGGAGGGAGGGAGGGAGGGAGGGAGGGAGGGAGGGAGGGAGGGAGGGAGGGAGGGAUAAGGGAAGAGGUUGGUGAGGCUGUGGAGAGAUUGAAACAAGCCAUGGCGGCUGUACAGUCACGGCAGAAGCGAGGCGACAUGGGCGGCUCAGUGACGGAAGCAGUGGUGUGGCAGUGUCUGGCGGAGGCGUAUCUGGCCGGCGGGCGGGCGGCAGAUGCCGACCUCUGUGUGGCCAAGUGUCAGACGCUGGACCCGUACUCUGCUGACACGUGGAUGGUGGCAGGCAUGCUAGAAGAGGCGAGAGGCUGCCCCGAGGAGGCCCUUGCCUGCUACCGCAGCGCGCUGGCCAUCGACCAAUGGCACGCUGCCAGCAAGGCGCGACUGGGAGCCCUGCUGUUGCAGAUGGGUGGGGAGUGGCUGCACAUGGCGCAGGUGUACCUGAGGGAGGUGGUAUCUGGUGAUGGGUUUGAUGCACGCGCGUGGCAUGUGCUGGGAUUGGUGGAGAGAGGGCGGGGGGAUGUGGGUGCUGCUGCAGAGUGUUUCCGGCGAGCUAUGGAGGCUGAGGAAACGGCUCCUGCUGUCCCAUUCAAUACGCUUAGACCGAUCCUGCCGCAGAUGCUGCUGUAG
Messenger RNA from Closterium sp. Naga37s-1, 1851 nucleotides. The record is from the annotation of a GenBank genome assembly. NCBI's taxonomy places the organism in Eukaryota, Viridiplantae, Streptophyta, Zygnematophyceae, Desmidiales, Closteriaceae.